AUGGGGGAAGGUCCCCCCGAGUGGGGCCGCCACUGGCACGAAUUCACCGGCGUGGCCGCCGGAAAUAAACCAGAGGCAGUAGAAGUAACAUUCGCAGACUUUGAUGGAGUCCUUUACCAUAUUUCAAACCCCAAUGGAGACAAGACAAAAGUGAUGGUCAGUAUUUCUCUGAAAUUCUACAAGGAACUCCAGGAACACGGUGCUGACGAGGUAUUGAAGAAAGUCUAUGGAAACUACUUGGUAAAUCCUGAGUCAGGUUACAAUGUCUCUUUGCUCUACGACCUGGAGAACCUUCCCGCAGACAAGGAUGCUAUCGUGCACCAAGCCGGCAUGUUGAAGCGCAACUGCUUUGCUUCAGUCUUUGAGAAGUAUUUCAAAUUCCAGGAAGAGGGCAAAGAAGGAGAAAAAAGAGCCGUCAUCCACUACAGGGACGAUGAGACAAUGUAUGUUGAGGCGAAAAAGGACCGCGUCACAGUUGUGUUCAGCACGGUAUUUAAGGAUGACGAUGACGUGGUGAUUGGAAAGGUGUUUAUGCAGGAGUUCAAGGAGGGUCGCCGAGCCAGUCACACAGCCCCACAGGUGCUCUUCAGCCACAGGGAGCCGCCAUUGGAGCUGAAAGACACAGACGCGGCCGUUGGCGACAAUAUUGGCUACAUUACCUUUGUGCUGUUCCCCCGUCACACCAAUGCUGCUGCCAGAGACAACACCAUAAACCUGAUCCACACAUUCCGGGACUACCUGCACUAUCACAUCAAGUGCUCAAAGGCCUAUAUUCACACACGUAUGAGGGCGAAACCAGAAGCAGAGAAGAAAGAAAUGAAAACAAUCACGGGGAAGACGUUCACAACCCGUUAACGCCAGGGUCGUUGAGGCUGCCGUGGAGGAUGAAGGUUGGGGCACUUGCUACCCAAUAAUUGUAGCUUUUAAUGUUGCACCUCUGUGGGCUCAUAAGGAAUUCAAGCAAUCGGGGUCUGUUUGUACGACAGUUUGGGGAGUAAUCUGCAGAAACGAGCUGUGCUUGCGAGGACUCGAUCGUUCCAAGAAACAAAACCUUAAUUCCAGUUUGAUUGACUUAAUUUCUUUUCUUUUUUAAUUUUUUUUUUCUUUUCAAGCUGUUUCGCUUUGCAAUAUGUUACCAGAAAUAAGUAAGUUGCAGUAUUUCUUAUGAGAAUAAUGCAAUAUUAACUUGUUUUCUUCUGAGUAUUUGAGUUCAAAACUCCUGUAUCUGAAGAAAUACUGUUGGGGUUCAUGAAUAAAGGAGAUCUUUCUAUCU
Pygoscelis adeliae (Adelie penguin) is the source of this 1273-nucleotide messenger RNA. It is a transcript of the gene ARPC2, whose product is annotated as actin related protein 2/3 complex, subunit 2, 34kDa. Lineage: Eukaryota; Metazoa; Chordata; Aves; Sphenisciformes; Spheniscidae. Gene Ontology annotation, molecular function: structural constituent of cytoskeleton; actin filament binding. Gene Ontology annotation, cellular component: Arp2/3 protein complex; actin cytoskeleton. Bases 1 to 855 code for a protein of 284 amino acids. The record is from RefSeq and is a predicted model, not a curated record. Gene Ontology annotation, biological process: Arp2/3 complex-mediated actin nucleation; actin filament polymerization. The transcript has 13 exons.